Molecule: messenger RNA, 1434 nt
Organism: Drosophila ananassae
Lineage: Eukaryota; Metazoa; Arthropoda; Insecta; Diptera; Drosophilidae
Exons: 1
Coding region: 1-1434 (477 amino acids)
Source: RefSeq, a predicted model, not a curated record
AUGAUACUUAUCUGGGUGAUACCCGGACUGUCGUUACCCAUCUCCACACCAUCAGAAGGAAAGGCCGUUAGCCCUGUUGUCAUCACUCCAAUCAACAAUGUGACUGGGACCAUCAUAGAAGCCACCGAUAGGAUAGCAGUCAAAUCUGCGGAGUGGACACUCAUCACAUUCUUUGACCUCAGUCAAUUGGCACGAGAAAUCGAGACAGUCAAAAGGGGUAUCCAAUCUAUAAAACAAUGGUGCCCAACGGCAUACGAGGUUUGUCCCACGAUCAUAAAAACGUUGCAGCAGGAAGUGGCGGAAAUCCAAGAUGCCGAUCAGUUAAUGCAUCAUCAACGACAAAAACGCGGAGCACUGAACAUCGUAGGAAAUAUCGCGAAUGGACUGUUCGGAGUACUCGAUGAUCAAUAUGCCAAACGGAUGGAAGAUAUUAUUGGCAAACUACGAGCCCAAGAAGGCAUCACGCAAAAAAUAGUGGAGAACCAGACUUCAAUUCUGGAUACCACCAUCAACAUUAUGAGGAGGACGACGAUCGAAACUCAGAAGAGGAUGCAGGGGUUAGAAGCCAGUCUGGCCAGAAUCAAGGUGAGAAGCCAUGCGGCUGAUCGGUAUCUUCCGCAUGCAGUCUCAGAAUUGGUCGUGGCAAGCCACAUUCGGCGAGUCCAGGAUGCUGUUUUGAAUGUGUUAAUCGGGGCACACGAAGGAAAAUUAAGCCCUGCAUUGGUGUCAGUGGAACAAGUAAAACAGGUGAUCACAAAAAUACAAACACACCUGCCACCGGGAAGACGAUUACCCAUCACCAGUGAAACAGCACGAGACCUAUAUCGACUGGCGACCACUAGGGUUCAAGAAACCGAGGACUUAUUGAUGUUCCAUACAAGCGUUCCGUUAGUCGAAGAAGACGAAUUCACAGUGUAUCGGAUGGAGCCAGUUCCACAAAUAAAGAGAGUAGGCCUGGUGAUAACCAAGACGGAAACAGGAUAUCUAGCAAUAGAUGAUCAUCGAAAACACCACUUCGCGAUCAAUCAAGAUCACCUUAGGCAGUGUAUCAGCAUAACGAACGGAAAUACGGUAUGCGAGUUUAAGCAGACGCUCUUUGGCCCGGACGCCUAUCAACUCCCGUGUACAAUGGCAGCAUUAGCAAGACAUCGGGCAAGGGAAUGUAAGCCAGAGCCAAUCAAGGGGACCAGUUAUUGGCUUCAAUUGACAGAGCAGAAUGCAUGGAUCUUUGGGACCACAAAACCAAUAACAAUGACAUAUGUCUGCUCGGCCGAAAAGGAUCAAAUCAUCAUCGAUGGCGUAGGAAAAAUGACAAUCAGGCAAGAUUGUGUGAUCCAAAGCCCGACCAUCACAUUAUUGGGACGGGCGCAAGUUAACUCAUCAGGAACAGUAAAGAUGUCAAUAAGCAACUAUAAUGGAGUCAACGUUGGAUAA